AUGCGGCUGCUCAAGACGGACAGACUCGAGGUUAUAGAGUUUGUGCAGGACCGAGUCCCAAAGUACGCCAUCCUGUCACAUACUUGGGGUGAGGGAGAGGUCAGCCUGCAGGACGUCCAAGGAGGGCGAGCGUCAAGCAAGACGGGCUUUUCCAAAGUGAGCCAAUGCUGCAUCAGAGCCAGGGCCGACGGCUUCGACUAUCUCUGGGUCGACACAUGCUGUAUCGACAAGACGAGCAGCGCCGAGUUGUCUGAGGCUAUCAACUCCAUGUACCUCUGGUACUUCAAGGCCGAGACAUGCUACGCCCAUCUCGCCGAUGUGCAGUCUGAGUCUACCCUGGCAGAGAGCAGGUGGUUGACUCGGGGAUGGACCUUGCAAGAGCUCAUUGCGCCACCGCAAGUCUAUUUUCUGAACCAGGACUGGAAGGACCUAGGAACCAAGGAAAGCCUGCACAUUGCCCAGAGAAUGUCCUGGGCUGCUGGGAGAAGAACCACUCGGGUUGAAGAUGGAGCCUACUGCCUGAUGGGCCUAUUCAGCAUCAACAUGCCACUCAUUUAUGGUGAGGGGGAGAGGGCCUUCAUAAGGCUCCAGGAGGAAAUCAUGCGAGUCUCGGACGACUAUAGCCUCUUUGCAUGGAGAGCCCCCGACACCCGCGGCGGACUCUUGGCUACCUCUCCAGCUGCCUUUGCCGGCUCUAAUAACAUUGUUCCGUUCAGUCCAUUAGACACGCCUAACAGUCCAUUUACCAAUGCCGUCGAACUCGAAGCGGGGGAUGCAAACGGCAUGACGCCGCUGAUGCGGGCUGUCGACGGCGGGAAUGCGGCCGUCGCCAAGCUGCUGCUCGACAAGGGCGCCAACAUGGAAGUCAAAAAUCAAUACAGUCGGACGGUGCUCUUACAGGCUAUGAGGAACAGACAUGCGGCCAUCGUCAAGCUGCUGCUCGACAAGGGCGCAGACGUGGAAGUCAAAAAUGAAUGCAGUCGGGCGAUGCUCUUACAGGCCAUGAGGAACAGGCAUGAGGCCGUCAUCGAGUUGCUCCUCGACAAAGGCGCCGACAUCGAAGCAAGAGGGCCUUUUCAGCGAACACCGCUCUUCCAGGCCGUCAAGGACGGGAACGAGGCUCUCGUCAAGAAGCUGCUCGACAAGGGCGCCAACGUCGAGGCAAUCGACUACGAUAGGCGAACGCCGCUCCUCCAGGCCGUUGAGGAGGGGGCCAAGGGUUCCGUUGAGUUGCUACUCGACAAGGGCGCCAACAUCGAAGCAUAUGAUUUUGAGAGCAAGCAGACGCCGCUCGCAAGGGCUGCCGCGCUCGGGCAUGAGGCUAUUGUUCGAUUGCUACUCGACAGAGGUGCCGAUCUCGAGGCAAAAGACAGCAUGCUUCGGACGCCACUGCAGCAUGCCAAGGCCAAAGGCAACCAGGCUGUUGUUCAGCUGCUGCUCGACAAGGGCGCCGACGCCACGUAUGAUUACACGACAGUGACGAGACAAUUCUUGAAGCGGAUUUUCCAUCACUAA
Messenger RNA from Hirsutella rhossiliensis, 1515 nucleotides. Its product is annotated as ankyrin repeats (3 copies) domain-containing protein. The transcript is spliced from 3 exons. Bases 1 to 1515 code for a protein of 504 amino acids. Gene Ontology annotation, molecular function: protein binding. NCBI's taxonomy places the organism in Eukaryota, Fungi, Ascomycota, Sordariomycetes, Hypocreales, Ophiocordycipitaceae. The record is from RefSeq and is a predicted model, not a curated record.